AGAUGAAGUCACCGUAUAUACGAAAACGAUCAAUGCCCAGACGAGGCUAUUAUGGCUACUAUUGUUGUAUCAUGAAACUAUAUUGCUGCGCUCAUUUCAUUAUUACUGCUGCUACUGCUGCUGCCAGACUUGGCUAAUCAAUAAUGCGACGAUAGCAGGGCCGAGAGUAAGGUAAGUAAUCUUACUCACUUGAUAGCAAGACCAGACCAAUGAUACGGGUCCCCCAGCAACAAUGGGAGCAAAUAAUCCCAGACUGGAGUCCCGAGUACCUAGCCGGCGGAGUCGCAUCCCGACGUCAACCAGUCAGACAAAAAUGACGCUCUCCGAUGGAGCCCAUGGCUCCCCACGAGAGGAAAUCGGAUGAAACUCAAUCAGGGCUAGAUGCAUGGGAUUGGCGCGCCGUAAAUAAGGAGGGUGGAGAGCAGCACACCUUCCACUCCCCUCCCCCGUCGUCACACGCUCACAGGAUGGGAUGGUUGGAAAAUGGUGGACGAUCGACUCCAGGUUGGCAUUAGUGCGAGAUUUCGAGAAACAAUCAUCAUCAUAAUAAUAGCGAUGCUAAUAUGAGAGGGACAGAGAGAGACUGAGCGAGAGAGGAAGAGAAGGAAGGGGGGGGCCACAGCGAGGCGCGUGGGGACAAACUCGGGAAGUGCGUAGGCGGAAGAUAACGAAGGGUGCGAUUCGCAAUGGUAAUUGCAUGGUAAUAAUAAUUAUUAUUAUGGGAUGGCAAUCAAAUCAUCCCAUCCAUUGACCAUUCAUCCAUCCAUCUCACCGAUAACAAAUGAUCGCACAGGAGAAAUAAUCCUGAUGACAUAAUUCUGAAU
Messenger RNA from Aspergillus eucalypticola CBS 122712, 824 nucleotides. RefSeq lists its product as uncharacterized. Lineage: Eukaryota; Fungi; Ascomycota; Eurotiomycetes; Eurotiales; Aspergillaceae. The transcript has a single exon. Bases 336 to 515 code for a protein of 59 amino acids. The record is from RefSeq and is a predicted model, not a curated record.